Molecule: messenger RNA, 2034 nt
Organism: Dreissena polymorpha
Lineage: Eukaryota; Metazoa; Mollusca; Bivalvia; Myida; Dreissenidae
Exons: 2
Coding region: 395-1537 (380 amino acids)
Source: RefSeq, a predicted model, not a curated record
UUCACAACAAUACGAGUUAAACUUUAAAUAGAGAAAUCUGUGGAUUAAGACAGUUUUAACUAGUAACAUUUACCAAACAUGUGUAAAGUAGCACUCUUAAUUGAUAUGCAUAGGUACAUUUAUAAAUUACUGACGAAAAACCUUAUCCUUUUACAGACAAAUGUAUGCCUGCCAACCGGAAGUGAAUUAGCAGUUGUUAACAAAGGAAAUAAAUACACCGAUAAACCAUAAUCGUCUGCGCAUGCGCGAAUCAAUAACCCGGAUUAUUCGGAUUUCGAGUAAAAACAAAGAUGGCUUACACAUGCGCUGUUAAGAAUUGCUCUAAAGUGCAUAUUGGCUAAAUAAAUGGAAGAAACAAGAAUGCGAAAGCAGUGGCUGUUUACACAAGGACGCUAUGUGUAAAUGUGACCCACCAUUUAGAUUGUUUGCUUUUCCAACAAAAAUACGAGCAUCCGUGGAAAGAGGAAAGUGGAAGCAGCUAAUAGGAGGAAGAAAUGGUAACAAACUGUGGUCACCAUCAAAGGACAGUCGGCUGUGCUGCAGUCAUUUUGUUGAUUGGAAGCCUACCAAAGACAACCCCAAUCCAACUGUCAAUUUGGGGUAUGAUGGUGCAGAGAAGAGGGUUAAAAGAAUGACAUUGUUUGAUGCUACCUCUCACAGGGUGAACGCACCAAAGAAGAGAAGGUUAGUUACCAAGCCAGAACCUUUGACUGCAGUAGUUAUCCACGAUGACCCAGACAUGGAAGCGUUACCCAAAUCAGAACUGAAAGUGCCAUUUGUACUCACACUUCUAGUGUUCGUGGUUGGACUUCUGUUGAAAUUGCAUGAGCAGUUUGUGGAAAUUCAGAAAUUGAAAGAGAAGAUCAGUGAAUUGAGGGGCACAGUGAAUUAUCUUAAGAACAACGUUUGCACUGAGGAAAUUCUUCAAAAUGACAAAGAAGUAACAUUCUUUACUGGAUUGAACUGUAAAUCGGCGUUUUACAAAUUACAUUCAUUAGUUGCCCCGUUUGUGAAUAGGAAGUGGCGUGGCGUUCUGGUUUCAAAAGAAAGAAUUUCUAAACGAGAAGACGACACAAUCGGUUCCAAAUGUCAGCUUCUAUUGACGCUAAUAAAAUUGAGGCUUGGACUACUGAACAAAGACUUGGCUAAACGAUUCUGCAUAUCGGAAACCUUGUGCUCCAGAAUCUUUUUCACGUGGCUCCGAGCUUUAAGAACAGUUUUAGAGUGUAAAGUCUACAUACCGGAUGAGGAAACCUUGAAAGCUACAAAUCCACAACGUUUUCGAAAACUGAAAAACCUUCAUACGAUCAUAGACUGUGAGGAGCUCUUUAUCGAAACUCCAAAGGAUCUGCAUCUUCAAAGUGCCUCUUGGAGCGAUUACAAGCACCAUAAUACACUAAAGUUUCUUGUGGCAAGCACUCCCAAUAGUUCAAUUGUGAGUCCUGCCUAUAUGGGUAGAAUAUCAGACAAGGCCCUUACUGUGGAAUGCGGAAACUUGAAUCGUGUUCCUCAAUACUACUACAAUAAUGGUAGAUAAGGGAUUCAAAAUCACUGAAGAAUGUGCCGAGAGAAACAUUGAAGGGUAUAUUCCACCAGGAAGGAGAGGGCAGUCACAAAUGUCACAAACCAAAGUUAAAAAACCCAAGAACAUAUCCAACUUGCGUAUCUUAAUCGAACAAGUGAUAAGACGUUUCAAAACAUUUGGAAUCCUGUCCACUGAAAUGCCCAUUCAGAUGAUAAAUCAUGUUGAUGACAUUAUUAUUGUGUUUGCUGCUUUGUGCAAUUUGAAGAAGCAUAUUUAUAGAACUUUAAUUAGUGCUUUUGUAUAAGGAAGUAUGGUAGGCAUUUAUUUCUGGUGUAAUGCGUAUCCAAAUAUGAUAUAGCACCCAGUUUUCAAAAGUUCCCCAGGCACUCAUAAACUGCGUUUUUUAGGUAACAUGAAUGACUCGUGUGUAUUUAUGUAUAUAUAUAUAUAUAUUUCUACUUUGCUAUUUCCCUUUUUUUUGUACAUGUUUCAUGUUUAUUAUUCAUGUU